GCGGCGGCGCGGGCAGCUGGCGCCGCGCGGUCCAGCUCGGUCGGGCGCACGGACGCACCGCCGAGCCGACGGCCGGAGGGACGGGGCGCAGGCGCUGGGCCGGCGGGCAGCGAGCGCGAGCCAGAGCCGCGCUCAGUGAGUCGGGCGCCCGCGGCUGCCAGACUCCCGAGUGGCGCCCUCCCGCCGGUGCCAGAACCGGGCCAUGGGGGGCAGCAUGCUGGCGCGCGCCGCCUGAGGACGUCGUAACACCCGCCCCAGCCAUGGGCGCCCCGGCUUGCGCCCUCGCGUUCUUUGUGGCCGUGGCAGUCGUGAUGACCGGCGCCGUCUCCGGAUCCCCGGGCAUGGAGCAGCGCGUCGUGCGGAGAGCAGCAGAGGUCCCGGGCCCUGAGCCUGGCCCGCGGGAGCUGGUCUUUGGCAGCGGGGACACCGUGGAGCUGAGCUGCCCCUUGCCCGCGGGGGCUCCCCCCGGGCCCGCGGUCUGGGUGAAGGACGGCGUGGCGCUGGCGCCCUCCGACCGCAUCCUGGUGGGGCCGCGGCGGCUGCGGGUGUUCAACGCGUCCCACGAGGACGCCGGGGCCUACAGCUGCCGCCAGCGCCCCUCGCAGGGCGUCCUGUGCCGCUUCGCCGUGCGCGUGACAGACGCUCCGUCCUCGGGAGACGACGAAGAGGGGGAGGACGAGGCUGAAGACACAGCAGGGGCCCCUUACUGGACGCGGCCCGAGCGGAUGGACAAGAAGCUGCUGGCGGUGCCGGCGGCCAACACGGUUCGCUUCCGCUGCCCAGCCGCCGGCAACCCCACCCCGUCCAUCUCCUGGCUGAAGAACGGCAAGGAGUUCCGAGGCGAGCACCGCAUCGGGGGCAUCAAGCUGCGGCACCAGCAGUGGAGCCUGGUCAUGGAGAGCGUGGUGCCUUCGGACCGCGGCAACUACACGUGCGUCGUGGAGAACAAGUUCGGCAGCAUCCGGCAGACGUACACCCUGGACGUGCUGGAGCGCUCCCCGCACCGGCCCAUCCUGCAGGCGGGGCUGCCCGCCAACCAGACGGCGGUGCUGGGCAGCGACGUGGAGUUCCACUGCAAGGUGUACAGCGACGCGCAGCCCCACAUCCAGUGGCUCAAGCACGUGGAGGUGAACGGCAGCAAAGUGGGGCCCGACGGCACGCCCUACGUCACGGUGCUCAAGUCGUGGAUCAGUGAGAGUGUGGAGGCUGACGCGCGCCUCCGCCUGGCCAAUGUGUCCGAGCGCGACGGGGGCGAGUACCUCUGUCGAGCCUCCAAUUUCAUAGGCGUGGCUGAGAAGGCCUUUUGGCUGCGUGUUCACGGGCCCCAAGCAGCUGAGGAGGAGCUGGUGGAGGCUGGUGAGGCUGGCAGUGUGUACGCAGGUGUCCUCAGCUACGGGGUGGGCUUCCUCCUCUUCAUCCUGGUGGUGGCCGCUGUGACCCUCUGCCGCCUGCGCAGCCCCCCCAAGAAGGGCCUGGGCUCGCCCACCGUGCACAAGGUCUCCCGCUUCCCGCUCAAGCGACAGGUGUCCUUGGAGUCCAGCUCGUCCAUGAGCUCCAACACGCCGCUGGUGCGGAUCGCCCGGCUGUCCUCGGGGGAGGGCCCCGCGCUGGCCAACGUCUCGGAGCUCGAGCUGCCCGCCGACCCCAAAUGGGAGCUGUCCCGGGCCCGGCUGACUCUGGGCAAGCCUCUCGGGGAGGGCUGCUUCGGCCAGGUGGUCAUGGCGGAGGCCAUCGGCAUCGACAAGGACCGGGCUGCCAAGCCCGUCACGGUGGCGGUGAAGAUGCUGAAAGAUGACGCCACGGACAAGGACCUGUCGGACCUGGUGUCCGAGAUGGAGAUGAUGAAGAUGAUCGGGAAACACAAGAACAUCAUCAACCUGCUGGGCGCCUGCACGCAGGGCGGGCCCCUGUACGUGCUGGUGGAGUACGCGGCCAAGGGCAACCUGCGGGAGUACCUGCGGGCGCGGCGGCCCCCGGGCACGGACUACUCCUUCGACGCUUGCCGGCUGCCCGAGGAGCAGCUCACCUUCAAGGACCUGGUUUCCUGCGCCUACCAGGUGGCGCGGGGCAUGGAGUACCUCGCCUCGCAGAAGUGCAUCCACAGGGACCUGGCCGCCCGCAACGUGCUGGUGACCGAGGACAACGUGAUGAAGAUCGCGGACUUCGGCCUGGCCCGCGACGUGCACAACCUCGACUACUACAAGAAGACCACCAACGGCCGCCUGCCCGUGAAGUGGAUGGCGCCCGAGGCCUUGUUUGACCGCGUCUACACCCACCAGAGUGACGUCUGGUCCUUCGGGGUCCUGCUCUGGGAGAUCUUCACGCUGGGGGGCUCGCCGUACCCCGGCAUCCCCGUGGAGGAGCUCUUCAAGCUGCUGAAGGAAGGCCACCGCAUGGACAAGCCGGCCAACUGCACGCACGACCUGUACAUGAUCAUGCGCGAGUGCUGGCACGCCGUGCCCUCCCAGAGGCCCACCUUCAAGCAGCUGGUGGAAGACCUGGACCGCGUGCUCACCGUUACAUCCACCGACGAGUACCUCGACCUGUCGGUGCCCUUUGAGCAGUACUCGCCGGGCGGCCAGGACACCCCCAGCUCCGGCUCCUCAGGGGACGACUCCGUGUUCGCCCAUGACCUGCUGCCCCCGGCCCCACCAGGCAGCGGGGGCUCGCGGACGUGAAGGACCGCGGCCUGCGGGCCGAGCCCCCAUCAACGUGAGAGUGGACCCCAGCCCGCCGUGCUGCCGCUGGUGUGACCAACGGGUCUCACCGGCCUGGGCUCAAGACCUGGAACUGGCGGACAGACGGACAGACAACUUCCGCGUGUGCGCGUGUGCGCUCUGGGGUCCCCGGCGUGCCCGCCCUGCUGUACGGUGACCUCCUGGCCACCUGGGCCGGCAGCGCCGGUGGACCGGACGUAGAAUGUAAGGGGUCCUCCCGUGGGGCCCCUCCCCAGGCUCCCCUGAUCCCUGCUGCCUCCCCACAGGGAGCAAAGGGGCGGGCCGGGCUGCGGUGUCCAGGGUGGGCUGAGGCCCCCCCACCUCCAAGUGCCCAAGCUGAGCCUACAGGGAAGCCCCCGUGUGGCACACCUCCCCCCCGAGUGGCACCUCGCGCCUGGGGUGAGUGUUAGCGGCUCCCCACCUCCAGGCCUCCCCACGCCCCACCCUGCCCCUCAGAGACUGAAAUUACGGGUACCUGAAGGCGGGAGCCUUUAACUUCUAUCCGAAAGGUUUAUUCCAGAAAUGAGUGUACAUUUAUAUAAAUAGAUGCUGUGUAUAUGAUAUACACAUACAUAUAUAUAUAAAUAUCUAUAUGGAAGAAGGAAGGCUGGUACAACUGAGGCGCGGGACCCUGAGGGUGCAGGGGUGGGGGUGCCCUAGUCGAGGGAGGCCCCUUGGGGGGCUCGCUGUUGAGACACACACAAAACCCAGCAGAGGUCGGAGGGGCUUUUUUGGCACCGCAGUUUUGUUUUAAAAAUUGUUCCUGGACCUGUAUGUUUGUAAAGCUAUUUAUCGACCCCCAGAGCCCGUGUCCCCGUCACUCCCCAGGCUCCUAGUGUUCAGCCAGCUGCACGGCAGAGGUUUAAGUUUUAACUUAUUAACAGUGAGAUGGUUUAUGCUUUGUUUAGGGGCAUUGCUGAGGGUGUGUCCAGCCCACACCCCAAGGCCAGAGCCAGCCCCCUGGCACCCUAAAGGGUCGUUAAUAGUUUGAGAUGAUUCCGUGAGGAUAUUUUAUUUCCUUUGGCCUUCUUUUGCAGGAGAAGUAGAUUUCUAUAGGAUUUUUCUUUAGGAGAUUUAUUUUUUUUAGACUUCAAAGCAAGCUGGUAUUUUCAUAUAGGUUCUUCUAAUUGCCAUGUGUUCCAGGCGGGGAGGCAGUUUCGGCGGUAGGGGGUGGCCAGCCCUGCAUGCAGGUUCAGAUGUUAUUAGAUGUUACAAGUUUAUAUAUAUCUAUAUAUAUAAUUUAUUGAGUUUUUACGAGAUGUAUUUGCUGUAGAUUUAACACUUCUUACGCAAUGCUUCUAGACUUUUGUAGCUCGGACUGCUACCUUUCAAAGCUUGGGAGAGAAAGCCACAAAUUCAGUUUUGUUACUUUUUGUACUGUUAAUGGCCCUGAGUUUGGGCGGCUAUUCUCUGCUUGUCAGCGGGCUCAGGGUGGUCUCGGUUCUCAGGGCCCCCAGCCUUGUGGGGGCCAAAGGCGUUGGCCCAAACCAGCAGACGUGCUUUCCAAAAAAUAAACAGACAACUGGUUCAGAUCCAUGCUUUCUUGUCUCCUGGAGUCCCGGGCAGCUCCCGGGUGCGCAGUGCCCACCUGGGACAAGUCCUGUCAUCUGUCCCCCGAGGAGGGAGGGGUCACUAGUUGCUGCUGGAGCAACAGCUGCAGGGGUGGGGGCCCCAGACUAGACUGGCUGCCUGGGUCUUGUGCUCUCCAAGGCUUUCCAGCCCAGGUCUUUGGCUCAGAGGGGAUGUGUCCUGGGCAGAGCUAGGGUGAGGGUGAUCCGCUGUGCCCAGCUGCACGGGGGCCCGACGCUGGCAGGGCGGAACCUCAGGGUCACCAGUGGUCUUCACUGCCUUGGUCGGGGGUCUCCAAGGGCAGGGAAUGCAGGUGAUGUGUUUGCGGGAGGGGGCAAUGGG
This is a messenger RNA of Physeter macrocephalus (sperm whale), 4628 nucleotides long. It is a transcript of the gene FGFR3, whose product is annotated as fibroblast growth factor receptor 3. The transcript is spliced from 18 exons. The coding region runs from base 261 to 2678 and encodes 805 amino acids. Gene Ontology annotation, cellular component: signaling receptor complex; plasma membrane. NCBI's taxonomy places the organism in Eukaryota, Metazoa, Chordata, Mammalia, Artiodactyla, Physeteridae. Gene Ontology annotation, molecular function: fibroblast growth factor receptor activity; fibroblast growth factor binding; ATP binding. The record is from RefSeq and is a predicted model, not a curated record. Gene Ontology annotation, biological process: fibroblast growth factor receptor signaling pathway; multicellular organism development; positive regulation of kinase activity.